This is a messenger RNA of Neohortaea acidophila, 1212 nucleotides long. RefSeq names its product SGS domain-containing protein. Gene Ontology annotation, biological process: protein stabilization. The transcript has a single exon. Lineage: Eukaryota; Fungi; Ascomycota; Dothideomycetes; Mycosphaerellales; Teratosphaeriaceae. The coding region runs from base 1 to 1212 and encodes 403 amino acids. Gene Ontology annotation, molecular function: protein-folding chaperone binding. The record is from RefSeq and is a predicted model, not a curated record.
AUGGAGCACGCAGCUCGCGGCAAAAAGGCCCUAGAAGCCAAGAACUACGACGAAGCCAUCACAGCGUACUCAGCAGCUCUAAAAGUGUCGCCCACCUCACCCGACUACCUCAUCCAGCGAUCCACAGCCUACCACCGCGCAAAGAAGUACGCCGAAGCCCUUUCCGAUGCCAACAAUGCCGUUCUCAACGCCCAAGCCCGCGCCAAACGCGAACUCAUCGUGGAGGCUCAGUUUCGGAGGGGCUGUGCUUACUACGGCCUGGAGCGCUACGGCGAUGCGGAGUUUGUGUUUGGGAUCGUGAGGCGCAUGCAGGAGAAGCACAAGAUGAUUGCGACGUGGGAGCAGUUCAACAAGAAUGCCGUGGCGAAGCUGGAGCCUGGUGACAAACGGAGGGUGUGCAAUGUUGAGGAGACGCCGAAGGCAGAGGAGGUCACGGCUCCAGCUGCUAGCGAGGGCAAGACAUCCUCCAACGGAGACACGCAGAAAGCGACCAAAGUAGUCGCACUCCCGUCAGCACCACCACAGACCGCCCCGGAGAAGAUACGACAUGAAUGGUACCAAAACUCCGAAAACGUCUACUUCACACUCCUUGCAAAGGGCGUGCUUCAAGACGAAGCGCACAUUGACAUUCAAGAACGCUCCGUCAGCAUCUCGUUCCCUCUCGCCAGCGGCGCCACCUACGACCUCACCCUCGAACCACUCUUCGCCGCCGUGAAGCCCGAGGCCAGCAUCCCUCGCAUCCUCUCCACCAAAAUCGAAAUCGUACUCGCCAAAGCCACGCCAGGCCAGAAGUGGAACGCACUGGAAAGCAGCGAGCCAAUCUCUUCAACCAAAGCGGACCAGUCAAGCAAAAUCGACCCAGUUCCCCGCGCAGUCGUGACCUCCGACAAACCCACCGGCCCCGCAUACCCAACAUCAUCCAAAUCCGGCCCCAAGAACUGGGAUAAAAUCACCGAAGACUUGCGCACAGGCGACAAGGAGGAUGGCAAAGCGGGUGCAGCAGAUGACGACGACUUCGAGGGUGGAGACGAAGCCGACCACUUCUUCAAGAAGCUAUUCAAGAAUGCUUCACCAGAAGCGCAAAGGGCAAUGAUGAAGUCGUACACCGAGAGCAACGGCACGGCUUUGAGCACGAACUGGGAGGAAGUGAAGAAGGGGCCGGUGGAGACGACGCCGCCCGACGGAAUGGAAGCGAAGGCGUGGAAGAAGUGA